AUAGUGCGCCGGUAGUAAGGAGGGAGUUUGAAUUGUUUGUAGCGGCAAAUCUCACUGUAUAAAAACAGCAGUUGGAAAAAAAGGUUUUUUUUCUGCCCUGUGUAAUAAGGACGGGAGUUAAAGAUGUUGAAGAAAAUAUCAAGGAACAACUUAAAAUCGAUUCUGAAGAAGAAACCAAAUGUUCGAUUCGGUGCAAACGCAGAUUUAAUGGUGCACUUAAACCUCCUGUUGUUUCUUCAUCGUCUGGCUGAGGAAUCCAGAGCCAAAGCUUUUGAAGACAAAACUGCAACAAUUAAGCCUCUGCAUGUAAAGGCAGUAUCAAAGAAUCUUCUUAAAAAGGCCCGAGGUUGAAGACUAAAAUGGGCAACACUUCAAAGGCUUUCGGAAAUGAUUUCUGCUGUCGUCUUCUGACUGAUAAUGCAUUUGUUUUUAUUUUUAAAGAGGCCUCAUUAUCUCAACCUUCAGUAAUGAUAGAGAAAUACAAGAGAAAAUACACAUAGUCUGUCCUAUGUUUUAUGUUUUGAUCAUAUAAAUUGUAGUGUUAACAUUUAACACUGAAAAGGUGUUAUUUUGUAUUUCUGUUUGUCAACUACAGUUUAUUUCCUUUACUAAUAUUUAAAAAGUUUUUAUAAUGUGUGGAUGCUCCUUUGAAGAACAGUUCAUUUGAACUCAUUUUCACAGUUGCUUGAAAACAUCAUAUAUUGUCCUAAAAUGUUGUGAUAAUGUUUUGGUUUUAUUUUCUGUAAAAAUAAAAGUGAAAUAAGGUUUGCAGCA
Messenger RNA from Lepisosteus oculatus (spotted gar), 774 nucleotides. It is a transcript of the gene cenpw, whose product is annotated as centromere protein W. Gene Ontology annotation, molecular function: DNA binding; protein heterodimerization activity. Gene Ontology annotation, biological process: chromosome segregation; mitotic cell cycle; kinetochore assembly. The record is from RefSeq and is a predicted model, not a curated record. NCBI's taxonomy places the organism in Eukaryota, Metazoa, Chordata, Actinopteri, Semionotiformes, Lepisosteidae. Gene Ontology annotation, cellular component: kinetochore; nucleoplasm.